CGAAACCGGAAGCCCAGCCCCGGGUGACCUGCCCUUCCUGGAGUGGAAAGAGGUCCGCUGCGAGGGCCGGGUGGCCAUGACCGGUAGAGCCCGCAAAGAGGCGGUGCAGGCCGCGGCCCGGGAACUCCUCAAGUUCGUGAACCGAAGCCCCUCACCCUUCCACGCUGUGGCUGAGUGUCGCAACCGCCUCCUCCAAGCUGGCUUCUGUGAACUCAAGGAGAGCGACAGCUGGGAAAUCAAACCCGAGAGCAAGUACUUUCUGACCAGGAACUCCUCCACCAUCAUUGCCUUUGCUGUGGGGGGCCAGUAUGUUCCCGGCAAUGGCUUCAGCCUUAUUGGUGCUCACACGGACAGCCCCUGCCUCCGGGUGAAACGCCGGUCUCGCCGCAGCCAGGUGGGCUUCCACCAGGUGGGUGUGGAGACCUAUGGUGGUGGGAUCUGGAGCACGUGGUUUGACCGUGACCUGACCUUGGCUGGACGCGUCAUUGUCAAGUGCCCCACCUCAGGCCGGCUGGAGCAGCGGCUGGUGCAUGUGGAGCAGCCCAUUCUCCGCAUCCCACACCUGGCCAUCCAUCUGCAGAGAAAUAUCAACGAGAACUUUGGGCCCAACUUGGAGAUGCACCUAGUCCCCAUUCUUGCCACAGCCAUUCAGGAGGAGCUGGAGAAGGGGAACCCUGAGCCAGGGCCUCUCAAUGCUGUGGAUGAUCGGCACCACUCGGUCCUUGUGUCCCUGCUCUGUGCUCAUCUGGGGCUGAGCUCUGAGGACAUUGUGGAGAUGGAGCUCUGCCUUGCAGACACUCAGCCUGCGGUGCUGGGUGGGGCCUAUGAGGAGUUCAUCUUUGCCCCUCGACUGGACAAUCUGCACAGCUGCUUCUGUGCCCUGCAGGCCUUGAUUGAUUCCUGCGCAGCCCCUGCCUCACUGGCCACGGAGCCCCACGUGCGCAUGGUUGCACUCUACGACAACGAAGAGGUGGGGUCCGAGAGUGCCCAGGGAGCACAGUCACUGCUGACAGAGCUGGUGCUGCGGCGGAUCUCAGCCUCACCCCAUCACUUGACGGCCUUCGAGGAAGCCAUACCCAAGUCCUACAUGAUCAGCGCUGACAUGGCCCACGCAGUACACCCCAACUACGUAGACAAGCAUGAGGAGAACCACCGGCCCUUAUUCCACAAGGGCCCUGUGAUCAAGGUGAACAGCAAGCAGCGCUACGCCUCGAAUGCGGUUUCCGAGGCCUUGAUCCGAGAGGUGGCCAACAAAGUGGGAGUACCCCUGCAGGAUCUCAUGGUCCGCAAUGACUCCCCCUGUGGUACCACCAUUGGACCCAUCCUGGCUUCUCGGCUGGGGCUGCGGGUACUGGAUUUGGGCAGCCCCCAACUGGCCAUGCACUCCAUCCGAGAGACUGCCUGCACCACAGGAGUACUCCAGACCCUCUCGCUCUUCAAGGGCUUUUUUGAGCUGUUCCCUUCUCUGAGCCACAACCUGAUAGUGGAUUGAAGCCUCUUGGAAAGACUUCCCUUCCCACCCCUUUGCUCCUAAGAGGGGAAGUUCUCAGCUGAGCUGAAGCUGGUUUAUUAAAGUAGAUUUUUCACUCA
This is a messenger RNA of Trichechus manatus latirostris (Florida manatee), 1590 nucleotides long. RefSeq names its product aspartyl aminopeptidase (gene DNPEP). The record is from RefSeq and is a predicted model, not a curated record. Gene Ontology annotation, molecular function: zinc ion binding; aminopeptidase activity. Bases 77 to 1492 code for a protein of 471 amino acids. Lineage: Eukaryota; Metazoa; Chordata; Mammalia; Sirenia; Trichechidae. The transcript has 15 exons. Gene Ontology annotation, biological process: proteolysis.